CACUUAGCAGCGAAAAACAGGCUGUUUUCAAGAGUUAUAAAAAAACAAACAUUAACCUGACAAGUAUUCAGGCCGCACCCUGCUAGUUUUGCUUUUUUACUUUCUGUUUUCCACUCGGGACUUUCCAGACUCGCGCUGGUCUGUUCAGAAACCAUGGCUGGUAAUGAAGCAGUCAUUCCUCUUCAUGGAGCUUCACUUGCUAUUGUAAAAGAUUGCGGACGGACUCUGAGUGACAUCUUUUCCAGCAAAUUUGGAUGUGCAGCCACCUUUGAUGGUGUAGAUUUAGAGGAAGGGGCACGCUUUUCCCAGCACAGAGGGCCAGCUGGUGCCCCAGAAAAAAGGUUUGUUGCUACACUGCAGGCAGGCGUUCAGGUGUCCGUGUGGAAGGGGGAUCUCACCUGUUUCACAGCGGAAGCUGUUGUGAAUGCUGCAAACACCGGUCUUCAGCACAUUGGAGGUCUUGCGUAUGCUCUGUCUAAGGCUGGUGGUCCUCAAAUCCAAAGAGACAGUAAUGUUCAUGUCAGUCGUCAUGGUGAUGUAAAAAAAGGUGACGCAAUUAUUUCAGAUGCAGGGUUACUGAAAUACAAGAAGAUAAUUCAUGCUGUGGGUCCAGACCUACAAUACAAUCCUUCGGAGGAAGAUGUAUCACGAGCUGAACCGCUGUUACAGAAGGUGAUUUGGGAAAUUCUCCACAGAGUUAAAGAAUACCGUCUGAAGUCUGUUGCCAUUCCUGCUAUAAGCUCUGGAUUGUUCAACUACCCUCUGCCAAAAUGUGCAGAAAUCAUAGUGUUGAGUAUAAAGGACUACUAUGAACACUCUCCUCCACAAGGACAUCGUCCAAACGAGAUUUUCCUUGUGAACCAUGACGAGCCCACAGUCAAGGAAAUCGAGAGGGCAUGCCAUAAGAUAUUGGCCCCCCAGCAUCCCAUGUCAUACAGCCAGGCCACAGCAAGCAACACCAGGGCUGCUACCAGAGCUUCAGCCACUACUGUCACGUUUGGAAAUGUCCGCGUGACACUGAUGAAGGGUAAAAUUGAAGAACAAAAUAUGCAUGUCAUUGUAAACACUGCAUCCCUCUGUGGCGACCUGAGUAAGGGGGCCAUUUCCAGAGCUAUAUUGACAAGAGCUGGUUAUAAAAUGCAAAAAGACAUGGACAAAGCUAAUUUAACGGGACACAUCAAAGUCACAGGGCCCUAUGAACUGAGUUGCAAAGAGGUGUAUCACACUUUCUGCGUUCAAAAAGGGGGGCGAAAUGCUUCUCAGAUUCUCGUGGAUUCAGUGGCUGACUGCCUGUACAGGGCAUCUAAAUCUGGCUACAAGUCAAUCGCUUUUCCUGCAAUCGGCACCGGAAACCUCAACUUCAGGAAAGAUGAAGUUGCCUCAAUGAUGUUUAAUGCAGUGGCCGACUUCAGCUCGAAAAAUCCAGCCAAGAUGGAAGUUUACUUUGUCAUAUUCCCUUCUGAUGAUGACACUUUUGAGGCUUUUGAGGAACAGAUGAGAUCUGUUAAGCAAAGCUCAUCACAUCCCAGUUUUGCUCCAGCAGCAACAGAAAACAGAGAGAACGUCCACAGCAGCAGAACUCCGUCUCCACAGAUCACCCUGACCGGCCCCUCUGAAGAAGCAGUGGCUGAGGCUAGGACGUGGUACCACGACCUCAUUAGCCAGCACCGCCCUGUCAACAUCUGCAACAACUUCAUCCUACACUUUGGAGAGAAAGAACACCGUCAGCUGUCCGGUUUAAUGAAAAGAGGGGUUUCCGUUGAGGAGUUUUUCACACAAGGCCACGCUUGCAUCAUGGUGCAGGGUGACAAGGAAGAAACCAUUCCUGCGGUGUUGCAGGUGGAGGCCAUGCUCUGCAAAAUCCAGCAGGAGUUUGUCUCAGAGGAAGAAAGGGAAAUUAGUAUGCUGUCUAGUCAGGAAGUGUCCUGGGAAAGAAAAACUGUUCCCAAGUCAAGCAAAGAUUUCAAAGAUCAAUGUCGUCCCUUCAAAAAGCAUCUGUGGGUGUCAAAGGUGGACAGGGUGGAGAACCGUGCUCUGAAGAUGCUGUUUGACCUCAAGAAGCAGCAGCUGAAGUGCAGCACUUCUCAGAAAAUGUUCCAGCUCAUACCAGCACAGUUCUGUGAGAUGAUCAGCUGCAUUGGUUUCCACGCAGAGUGCGCUCCACCUGAAGACCCAAAGUAUGGAGAGGGGAUCUAUUUUGCGAGCACAGUAGAGGCGGCCAUGGGAUUGUGGAAGCAGAAAAAUGAAGAGUUCCUGUACUUUGUGGCGGCUGAGGUGCUGACGGGAAACUCCGCUCCUGGUAAACCAGGGUUCAUUCUGCCUCCUCCGGUGGGCUCAGACCCUCUUUGUAUCUACGACAGUGUGGGCGGACCUGAUGUCUCUGUCAUUUUUAGCAGUUAUCAGGCUCUGCCCAAGUACAUCAUCACGUGUAAGAAACAGUUAUCAGGCUCUGCUCAAGUACAUCAUCACGUGUAAGAAACAGUUAUCAGGCUCUGCUCAAGUACAUCAUCACGUGUAAGAAACAGUUAUCAGGCUCUGCUCAAGUACAUCAUCACUUGUAAGAUUGUGAAUCUGUGAAGACAGAUGGCUUUUUUGUGGGUUUAUUUUGUUCUUUGCCAGAUAAAUUCUUGGCUUCUUCUCAAACAUGCUUAAAUAUUCCCUUAUUAAAAAAAUUAUUUCUUGAUGAUUUCCUGAAAACUAAAUGUUGAGGAUUCUUAAUAUGACAUUUUAACCUUUUUGUUAAUGAAAUUUAUUUUUUCUUGGAGUUACAAAGUGUGGUGGCAUCUCUCUUAAAAUAUCUUCUAAGUCUGUGUGUAAAAAAAAAACCUUCAUAUUUUAAAUGAAUGUAGAGACUGUUAAAAAACACUGAUUGUAUCAUUAAAGCACCUCAGUGGAUUGGAGGGUUGAUCUUAUCACUGAAUCAGAUAAGUUCAUUUUAAGUUCUUUUAUCAUGUUUUCUUUUGUAUCGUGUUUAUCAUUUGUUUCUAUUUAGGCAACCAGCAUCUUGUAUAAUAGUUCAGGUAAUACAAGGUGGGCUUAAUGCCACAUAUUGAAUCAAUAAAUGACACAAAUAACUAUAUAAUGGUGCAAAGCUGAUUUAAUUUUGGGUAAUUAUGAUUUUUCAUUUAAUGGAUGAAAAGCUUCGGUGUAAACGUCACCUAAACCGCAUAACAAAUUCUAUAUAUUUUUUAUGAUUGCAGCCUAAUUCAGUUGUUUACAUGGAAAAAAUAUUUUUCUUUGAAGGAUAUAGGUGUUAAAUAAAAUCUUAGAGCUGCUUUGA
This is a messenger RNA of Melanotaenia boesemani (Boeseman's rainbowfish), 3280 nucleotides long. RefSeq names its product poly(ADP-ribose) polymerase family member 9 (gene parp9). The transcript has 8 exons. The record is from RefSeq and is a predicted model, not a curated record. The coding region runs from base 154 to 2475 and encodes 773 amino acids. Gene Ontology annotation, molecular function: transcription corepressor activity; NAD+ poly-ADP-ribosyltransferase activity; ubiquitin-like protein ligase binding. Gene Ontology annotation, cellular component: nucleus; cytoplasm. Gene Ontology annotation, biological process: positive regulation of type II interferon-mediated signaling pathway; negative regulation of gene expression. NCBI's taxonomy places the organism in Eukaryota, Metazoa, Chordata, Actinopteri, Atheriniformes, Melanotaeniidae.